CUCAGUAGAUGUUUACAUGAGCAAAUCAUGACGAUAAUGCCAGACAGCUUCUAAACAUCACACAAACUGUAGUAUCAUGUAGAUACAAGCCUCCAGAUGGGAACAUGGACGGCCGAAAAGCCCACGACAACAGCCUCCUCGAGCCCAACAUCUUGCGAGGAAACAUAUCCCACCAGCUCCGCACUUUCUCCAACAACAUAGCAGCUCCCACAGCCCACAUCCGCAUCCUCGACGCCAUCCGGUACGACCAUCGCGAGAUCAUAUCGUACUAUGAACUGAUUGUCAACUCCACAGACCGUGAGGAGCAGACGCGCUGGCAGAACCAGUUUACCUGGGAACUAGCCCGGCAUGUUGUAGCGGAGGAAUUGGUGUUUUAUCCUGCUUUGGAAAAGUAUUUGGAGGAUGGGGAGGAGAGGGCUGAGAAGAGUCGAAGGCAGCAUAAAGAAAUAAAAGAGCAACUCAAAAUCUUCCAAGAUCAGAGCCCAACAGACGUCCACUUUCUGCACACCAUUGAAGGCCUCAUGGAGAAUUUCAAGCAUCACGUCAAUGACGAAGAAACAGACGAUAUUGUCAGGCUGGAUGACGUUCUCACCCAGGAACAGAGCAUCAGCUUGACUCGGUCCCUUGAGCGAACCAAGAUAUUUGUCCCCACGCGCAGCCACCCGAUUGCUUCUUCGAAACCUCCUUUUGAGACCGUUGUUGGGCUGCUGGCGGCGCCGUUGGACCAUCUAGCGGAUUUGUUCCGCAAGUGGCCGGAUACUGGGGGGACUCAAUAUUGAAUCUGUCUUUACUCUUUGCAUUUUUGGUUUCUGUAGACAUUGUGAUUGACAUGAGUUUGCUGAUCCUUCUGCGCGUGGAAAAAAGAGCGUCGCGUUGGUUGCCCGAUCGAGCGCCCCACGUGCCUCUCCUUAUCACCACAAACAGCCUCAACAUCAACCAAUAUCACACCGGAGGAUUGCAAUAGUC
This is a messenger RNA of Aspergillus wentii DTO 134E9, 966 nucleotides long. RefSeq names its product HHE domain protein. The transcript is spliced from 3 exons. Lineage: Eukaryota; Fungi; Ascomycota; Eurotiomycetes; Eurotiales; Aspergillaceae. The record is from RefSeq and is a predicted model, not a curated record. Bases 105 to 779 code for a protein of 224 amino acids.